CCACGUCGUAGCCGCGGACCAGGUCGAGCGCCCAAGCCUCGCUGAGCGCGCGCGCGUACGGCACAUACUCCACCGCCGAGUUGAGGCGGCGCAGCGCGGCGGCCGCCGACCAAGCCUUAGCAUGGCCCGCCAGCACCUCGUCGUGCAACACCUGACGGGCUAGAUUGCUCGUCUCCACCACGUCGUGGUCCACCAGGCCCAGACGGCCCACGCCGGCCGCCGCCAGGUACUGAGCCAGCGGGCAGCCCAGCCCGCCGCAGCCCACCACCAGCACCGAAGCGGCCGCCAGGCGCAGCUGACCGCGCACGCCCAGCUCGGGCAGCAGCAGCUGACGGCUGUAGCGUAGGAUCUCAUCCCGCGACAGGGCGGCCUUGGGGAUCAGCGGCGACAACGGGACCGGACGCUCGGGCUCCGACUCCGACGCCAGGGCUGCAGUCAACCUCCGCUUCAGCGAAGCCAGCUCUUCCUCACGCCGGGCAAUUUCACCCUGUAAGGCCGCUACGUCCUCCUGGGCAGCCAUGACAGCCUCUUCCGGAAAUAUCCGGGAAGUGACUUCCGUUUCCGGUUACCCGUCUCUUGGCGACUGGACGACUAAGACGCUUCCUCGAGUUUGAGGAAAUGAAACGAAGGGGUGUUUCCUGAUGAAAGCUUCAGAGUCAACUUGAAACAGUCAUAGAAUCUGAGUAUUUCCAGGGAACCACACGGAGGCCAAGACUCCCUCAGUUUCCGGAAUUUGGUACGACCCACGCGGGUGACGUAAUUCCGCUUCCGGUGCCUCGCGCAGACCCGUCAUGGCCUCCACAGGGGCGAGUCGCAGCGGUGCUGCGUCUCAGCGACCGCCGCAGGGCCGCUCCUCGCGACAGGACAAGUAUUCGGUCCUUUUGCCCACCUACAACGAGCGCGAGAACCUGCCGCUCAUCGUGUGGCUGCUGGUGAAGAGCUUCUCCGAGAGUGCAAUCAACUAUGAAAUUAUAAUCAUAGAUGAUGGAACCCCAGAUGGGACAAGAGAAGUUGCUGAACAACUGGAAAAGAUCUAUGGGCCAGACAGAAUUCUCCUAAGACCACGGGAGAAAAAGCUGGGCCUCGGAACUGCCUAUAUUCAUGGAAUAAAACAUGCCACAGGAAACUAUGUCAUCAUUAUGGAUGCUGACCUCUCCCACCAUCCUAAAUUUAUUCCUGAAUUUAUCAGGAAACAAAAGGAGGGUAAUUUUGAUAUUGUCUCUGGAACUCGCUACAAAGGAAGUGGGGGUGUUUAUGGCUGGGAUUUGAAAAGAAAGAUAAUCAGCCGUGGGGCCAAUUUUAUAACUCAGAUUUUGCUGAGACCAGGAGCAUCGGACUUAACAGGUAGCUUCAGAUUAUACCGAAAAGAAGUUCUACAGAAAUUAAUAGAAAAAUGUGUCUCCAAAGGCUACGUCUUUCAAAUGGAGAUGAUUGUUCGAGCUAGACAACUGAAUUACACCAUUGGUGAGGUUCCAAUAUCAUUUGUGGAUCGAGUUUAUGGUGAAUCCAAGUUGGGAGGAAAUGAAAUAGUCUCUUUCCUGAAAGGAUUAUUGACUCUCUUUGCUACUACAUAAAAGAAAUUAUUCAUUUAGACUUACCGUGUUCAUUUCAAUUAAAAGUAUGAGAAGCCCAGGUGACUGAUUUUUAUCAAUGUUCUCUUAACACAUGAGCCAAAGGUAAGGUGCAUUUCAUACGGAUCAUUUCUCUGAAGAAACUCCAUUUUAUAUUCAAAUUAAAAUUACAAAGUUAUUGGCUUAAUGAGCAAUGUUCUCAACUUUCAUGUACAUUGUGCUGUAUUAAGACCUAUAAAUAAAUGUAUACAGGUUUUUUGUAAAAUGUUGCUGCUUUCAUUAGAUAUGUUGGUGCGGAGUUUCCUAUGAGAAAGAAUAUGAAAUACUCCAUAAAACUAGGUUGUUAGUUCUUUAUACCUAGAUGUUAGAAAGGGAAGGUUAAUUAUUUUACAAAACACAGUUCAUGUAUGAACUGAAAAAGAAAUUAAAUUUCUGACCUUAAAGUGUAUCUCAGAUUUCUGAACCUAGAUAAAGUGGUGCUCUGCAUGCAGACCGAGAGUGCCAGCCUGGCAAGAAUGCCAGGAAGCAAACUGCAAAGUAUACAUUGUGAGGUGGGAAAGAGCUUGGCAGUGGUUGGCACAUAGCUCCUGGUUUGUUCUGUUCUUUCCUUUUGAGCACUAGCCUCUGUUGGAAAGAAAAGUAUUUUAUCUUGUUUAAUCUCAAAAUACUUGUUUUUACAUUAUUUCAGUACCUCAACAAACUUGCCAACAUGACAAAAAUGUAUACUAUUUUUCUUUCCAUCCAGAAAAAUGUCCUACUUGUUAAAAUGAAGGAUAAGUUGCUCCAUGCAGCUGGGACAAACAUUCCAUUUACCAUCCUUCUAUCUGUAGCAUAGCUUUUGAGUCAUGGAGCAUGUUUUAGGUUUUGAGUCAAUACAUGAGAUCUAGUUGCCUAUCCUUUGCAAGAAAAAAGAGGAGACAUCUGCUUCUAGGUCACUUGAUAAUCAAUUUAGCAAACAGAGUCUGAGUAUCAAAGAGAACAAGCUGACUUCCAACUUCCUCUGUAGUAGGCUGGUCUUGAAUUACUGGUCCUCUUGCCCUGACUUGUCAAGUGCUGAGAUUAGGUGUGACCAUCACUUAGACAUAUAACCUAUAUAUAUAUGUUUUCCAACCUUACUUUGGAUGCUAAAGAAAUUGAAAAUCUUAAAUUUUUGUUUCUAUCUUUCUGGCUAAUUGUAACAGGUAUGGACAUUGAUUAAAAUCUUCAUUUAUGUUGAGUAUUAAAAUCUUUCCAAGUGUCCCUAGCUGGACCCAUAGCACGUAUUCCAAUAAGGGCCACUACUGUGUUCCCGUUUGCCAAAACCUGUUGAGGUUCCAUGGGGAAGUGACUUCUUCAUCCUUAAUAACUAGAAAAUUUAUUAGUGCCCAAUUAAAAUUCUUUUAAACCAAAAUCAUAGGAUUAUAAUAUUCUGAAACUGUUUUUUGAGUACUGAGGAAUCUUACCUAUUUUCUUGAAACGCAUUAAGUUGUCAAUGCCAAGUACAUGGAGCAGAAGUAGCCAGCAGCUCACAAGUCACCGUAGAGACAGCAUUGCUACCUCACACCUCAUUGGAGCAGAGAACUUUGGUCCUCUUCAUUUUCUCAGUACUUAGCUUCACAGUCAUUCUUUCCCUGCUGGAGUUGCACUGGGCAUGUUUGAGCAGUGAAAACCACCAUUCAGAAGUCAUUUAGAGGAGAAUGUUGCCUAAUUUUUAUGCUGAAUUUAUGUACUAAUUCUGGUGACAUAAACAUGCACGCUUUUUUUUUUAAUCCCUCAAUCUGAAUCCAGCAUCUUUUGUGCUUCAAAGUGAAGGCAGUGAUGAAAUCCAGAUUUUCUUCAUACUGGUGUUAUUACUGUAUGAAAUCUGGGUGUCUAAGAAAAACUAAAGAUGAAUUUAC
This is a messenger RNA of Onychomys torridus (southern grasshopper mouse), 3448 nucleotides long. RefSeq names its product dolichyl-phosphate mannosyltransferase subunit 1, catalytic (gene Dpm1). Gene Ontology annotation, molecular function: dolichyl-phosphate beta-D-mannosyltransferase activity. The transcript is spliced from 9 exons. Gene Ontology annotation, cellular component: endoplasmic reticulum membrane. Gene Ontology annotation, biological process: GPI anchor biosynthetic process; protein O-linked glycosylation via mannose. The record is from RefSeq and is a predicted model, not a curated record. Lineage: Eukaryota; Metazoa; Chordata; Mammalia; Rodentia; Cricetidae. Bases 792 to 1574 code for a protein of 260 amino acids.